AUGAUCUCUAUUAUCCUGGUGUCGUGGUUGCGGAGGUUUGGCUACCUGUCUCAAGCCAGCAGACAGAUGUCAACCAUGCAGUCCUCUCAAAUCCUGUCCAAUGCCGUCAGUGACAUGCAGCGCUUCUAUGGCCUAGAGGUCACUGGAGAGAUGGACCCUGCCACACUGAAGGCCAUGUUAAGGCCUCGCUGUGGAGUCCCAGACAAAUCUGUUGAGCAGGCUGAGAAUGGUGUGAGGCGGAAACGCUACGCUCUCACUGGCCAGAAGUGGGACAAGAACCUUCUGACUUACAGCAUUAUGAACACCACCCCAAAGGUUGGUAAGGUUCGGACACUGGAGGCCAUCCGCAGAGCUUUCGAGGUGUGGGAGCGCGUGACUCCACUGAGCUUUGAAGAGAUUGCUUUCCAAGACAUCACCAACAACAGCCAGGACGCGCUAGAUAUCAUGCUGUUGUUUGCCUCUGGUUUCCAUGGAGACAUGUCUCUGUUUGAGGGCGAGGGGGGGUCUCUGGCUCAUGCCUACUACCCAGGGUCCGGGAUGGGCGGAGACACGCACUUUGACGCAGAUGAACCCUGGACCCUUGACAACCACGAUCCAUCAGGCAUUGACCUCUUCCUGGUUGCGGUGCAUGAGCUGGGCCAUGCUCUGGGUCUGGGGCACUCUGAUAACCCCAAUGCCAUCAUGGCUCCCUUUUACCAGUACAUGGACACAAAGAUCUUCUCACUCCCAGAGGAUGAUAGGAAUGGAAUACAGAUGAUAUAUGGAUCUCCAGACAAUGCUCCCACUCAGGACCCACCCGCCACCGCUGAUGAUGACACCGCCCCAAACCAAGAUCCCACCACCACUGCUCCUCCAGACCUAGACUCCACCACCACUGCUCCUCCAGACCGAGACCCCACCACCACUGCUCCUCCAGACCUAGACUCCACCACCACUGCUCCUCCAGACCGAGACCCCACCACCACUGCUCCUCCAGACCUAGACUCCACCACCACUGCUCCUCCAGACCUAGACUCCACCACCACUGCUCCUCCAGACCGAGACCCCACCACCACUGCUCCUCCAGACCUAGACUCCACCACCACUGCUCCUCCAGACCUAGACUCCACCACCACUGCUCCUCUAGACCGAGACCCCACCACCACCCCUGACAGUCCCCUUGAGACAGACCCCCUCAGCCCUACCUAUACACCAGACCAACCAGAACCAGAUCCCACCUACGUACAUCCCCUCCCUCCGAUACCCGACCCAGACCGCACCAUCCCCUGGCCUGAUCCAGUGCCGGUGACCCCCUACAUCAGGAGGGAUGAGCCUCGUCGCCCCCCAAAGCAGCCAGACCACACUGCCCCCAACAUCUGUGAUGGGGACUUUGAUACGGUCACCAUGCUGCGAGGGGAAAUGUUUGUCUUCAAGGGUCGCUGGUUCUGGAGAGUUAGAAGGAACCGUGUCCUGGACAACUACCCAAUGCCCAUCUCGGUCUUCUGGGUUGGACUACCUGAUGAUAUAGACUCUGGUUAUGAACGGCAUGAUGGAAAAUUUGUCUUUUUCAAAGGUCUAUACUGGCGUUUUAAUGAAGAGUCCCGCACCGGUGACAGAGACUACCCGAAACCUGUCUCCAGGUGGGGCAAGGUCCCAUCCUCUCCUAAAGGAGCCUUCCUCAGCGAUGAUGGCGCUUACACAUAUCUCUACAAGGGCUCCAAGUACUGGAGGUUUGAUAACCAGAAGAUGAAGGACGACCCAGACUACCCCAGAUCCAUCCUUAAAGACUUUAUGGGCUGUGAUGGAGUCCCGGGCGUGGACCCAGAUACAGAUGACACAGUUACAGGCCGCAAGUGGCCAACAGUGGACCAGCCAAAACCACAACCACCAGUUGGCUCAGACCCGGAUGAGGUGGACAGCGAGACCAAUAAGGAUUACACCAACGAUGUCGAUUAUGAACCUGAUGCGAAGGACAAAGAGGUGGAUGUGGUGGUGAGGAUGGCUGAGAACGAGGCCAAGGUUAUGACCCUGAUCAUGGUGACCGUGCCCCUGGUCCUGGUGCUGUUCAUCCUACUAUUGAUCUAUGCUAUUAUCAACACCCUGCAGAAGAAAGAGGCGCCCAGACUUUUGGUCCACUGUAAACGAUCCCUGCAGGAGUGGGUUUGAUCUACUCCAGAAAUGGAUUCACACACUCGCAAACACAUACACACACACACACACCAUACAUAGGCACAUUCUGUUUGAACACAUAUAUAUACACACAGACAUUACAUAAAAAUACAAGCACACAGUUUCCCAAUCUUUCCUCCAUGGUGCUUUACCCAAUCUUGAUUUUAGCCUGUUUACAACAGAUAAUAUGCACUUUUAACGCCCGUGUUUAGAUUUGUUUUGUUAGUUGCGGUUGUAGUUUUAAGCGUGUUUAGCUAAAGAUUUCCGUGAAUGUCCUUAUAAAACAGAGUGGUGGUGCGUAAAUGUCCUUAUAAAACAGAGUGGUGGUGCGUGAAUGUCCUUAUAAAACAGAGUGGUGGUGCGUGAAUGUCCUUAUAAAACAGAGUGGUGGUGCGUAAAUGUCCUUAUAAAACAGAGUGGUGGUGCGUGAAUGUCCUUAUAAAACAGAGUGGUGGUGCGUGAAUGUCCUUAUAAAACAGAGUGGUGGUGCGUGAAUGUCCUUAUAAAACAGAGUGGUGGUGCGUAAAUGUCCUUAUAAAACAGAGUGGUGGUGCGUGAAUGUCCUUAUAAAACAGAGUGGUGGUGCGUAAAUGUCCUUAUAAAACAGAGUGGUGGUGCGUGAAUGUCCUUAUAAAACAGAGUGGUGGUGCGUGAAUGUCCUUAUAAAACAGAGUGGUGGUGCGUGAAUGUCCUUAUAAAACAGAGUGGUGGUGCGUAAAUGUCCUUAUAAAACAGAGUGGUGGUGCGUGAAUGUCCUUAUAAAACAGAGUGGUGGUGUGUGAAUGUCCUUAUAAAACAGAGUGGUGGUGUGUGAAUGUCCUUGUAAAACAGAGUGGUGAUGCGUGAAUGUCCUUGUAAAACAGAGUGGUGGUGCGUAAAUGUCCUUAUAAAACAGAGUGGUGGUGCGUGAAUGUCUAACAGUUGUGUGUGCUGUAAACACAAGACACAUCUCCCACUGUGUCUUUCCUCUAGUCUACACCCUCGACCACAACAGCCCAGACUUUAUUCACAAAGGUGACAAUUUAGAUAGACUCCCUCGGGCGAGAUUAAAUGCAGGGGUUAUUAUUAUAUACAUCGUGCACAUAUUUAGAAAGGCUUAAAGCCUGCUAGAACAGAGCUGGGUCUGGGUUACAUUUCCCAGAUGUUGCUGAUUUAGUUGUUUUGGGUGCAGAUCCAGGCAGUGGUUAGGAGCCCUGCCAGCAUUUCCUUUGCCCGAGUUAGAGUUCUCUUCUCUUAGGGGGGAGGGAAGGAGGAAAGGAGGUGGGACGAAGGGGAGGGAGGGAGGUGGCACGAAGGGAAGGGUCGGAGCUCCAUUGGCAUUGUGCUUCAUGAACUAGAUUAACGAGCCCCACUCCUAUUGUUUCAAACUUUCUUCUGGAGCGGUUUGGCUGGAGAUAUCUUCCUGUGGGACUCCCCUUCUCCCAUGCUGCCAUGUUUCACUGUAGACAUACUCCAUCUGCAGUCUCUAUUUAUCUGGGAGUCUGCCCUCCACUGUCUGCCUAGGAGAGGCUUUAAUGCUAAUCUGUGAUGAUAUGUCACAUGGGUUUGUGAUGAGAACAGUUGGUAUUUAUUUUGAACUUAACCAUAAGUCAUGUCCCAUAAAUCUUCUUGUCGUUUAAAGAAAUGGAAAUGCCCCUCUUUGCACCCUCCCUUUGUUACCAACUCUUUGUGUGCCAACUUCUCUUAUUCAAAGGCCAAAUACUUUUUAUACAACACCCAGAGUGCAAUUGUUGUAUUGUGCAAUUGACAGAUGAAGACCAAUAGUUAAAGGUUUUUCCUCAGCAAAGCCACUAUGCACAUGUAAACAACAAUGGUCGUAUAUACUUCAGGUUUGUGGUCAAUUUUGUAUCACCCGUGUUCUGUCAUUUAUUGUUUGUGUUUCGUAUUGGUUGGUUGUUAGAGGAAGGAGUACUUAAAAUUGUAGUUGUACAAAAUGGUUUUAUUCUACUUUUUUUAAUUGUACAUUUGUAUUGUGCUCUCUGUCCAUUAGCAGAGUUAAAUGACACAUGCAGGACAUGCUCUGUAAAGCCUUUACACAAAUGUAUCAAAUGUAAAAAGAUUUCACAAUAAAACAUGAAUUAAGGCAAA
Messenger RNA from Salmo salar (Atlantic salmon), 4236 nucleotides. Its product is annotated as matrix metalloproteinase-15-like. Gene Ontology annotation, biological process: collagen catabolic process; proteolysis; extracellular matrix organization. Gene Ontology annotation, molecular function: zinc ion binding; metalloendopeptidase activity. NCBI's taxonomy places the organism in Eukaryota, Metazoa, Chordata, Actinopteri, Salmoniformes, Salmonidae. The record is from RefSeq and is a predicted model, not a curated record. Gene Ontology annotation, cellular component: extracellular matrix.